AACCGCCUUCUCCCCUUUCGGGGCCCACCUCCUCGCCCAGCCCGCCUCUUUCUGCUGUUGGCCCCUUGAGCGGCGGCGGUGGUCCUGGAGCUGCGUGAACGUCCUCUGGCUCAUGGCCCGGCUCAAAGCUCCCAAAGCAGGUCCUCCACGUCCCUGGGAGGAUACGACGUGGGUCGCUGCACCUGGGCUAGCCUGUGGGCAGCUUGCAAAUAUUGGAACAAUCGUUCUGCUAAUACGCCCACCGCAGAUGGGAUGUAUGAAGAGGAAUCCCAUUUUGCAAAUAUACAAAAAUUUUAAUGUUGAGGGGAAAAUGAAAAGAACCGAAUCCUAUGGCAAUACAUUUACACACAUUUUCAAGAGACAAAAAUGCAAAUGUGAAUAAUUAAAAGAUACAAUCUAAGUGGUUCCUGCUUGAGUAGACUCGGUAAUGUAGAAUGUGUUUCCUAAAUUAAUCAACAAACUUAAGAACAUCCAAACUGAUUAUCCAAAAUUAUAGCUUUUAAAAAUAAAUAAGCUAUCAAGCCAUGAAAAAAACUUGGAAGAACCUCAAAUACAUAUUACUAAGUGAAAGAAGCCAUUCUGAAAAGGCUUCAUAUGUGAUUCUAGCUAUAUGACAUUCUGGAAAAGGCAAAAUUAUGGAAACAGUAAAAAGAUUGGUGAUUGCCAGGGUAGAGGGAGAGAUGAAUAGGUGGAGUAUAAAGGAUUUUUAGAGUAGAGCAGUUAUGUUGUAUAAUAAUAAAAAGUUGGAUACAUGUCAUGAUACAUUUGUCAAAACCCAUUGAAUUAUAAUACCAGAAGUCAAGUGCACCGCCAUGAGGGGCGGCAAAAUAGGGACACCUACAGAGCGGGCUCAACCAAGCAGGUGGGGAGCAGAAGGUGAGUAUCCAUGGGCAAGUCCUUUUAUCGGGGGUCAGGAUGGAGUACACAGGAAUAGGCGGGAGAGGAUAUCGUUGCUACAUUUGAAUGUUGAAGGGAAGGGCAGAAGGGAGCUUGUGGCCAGAACUAGCCUUAUCACCUAGGUAACCUGGUCACCUGGGUGGGGUGCUCACAGCCUGUUUGCAUGGAUAUGGAGGCAGCAGGAAAAUAUAGUUUUAAAAUUUACAAUACAACAAAAUGAGUAAAGGAGGUAAAAAGGUACAAACUUCCAGUUAUAAAAUAAAUAAGUCAUGGGGAUGUAAUGUACAGCAUAGUGACUAAAGUUAAUAAUAUUAUAUUGCAUAUUUAAUGCUAUAGUUGCUAUGAAAGUGGACCUUAAAAGUUCCAAUCUCGGGGCACCUGGGUGGCUCAAUUGGUUAAGCGGCCAACUUUGGCUCAGGUCAUGAUCUCACAGCUCGAAGGCUCGUGAGUCCAAGCCCUGCGUCGGGCUCUGUGCUAACAGCUCAGAGUCUGGAGCCUGUUUCAGAUUCUGUGUCUCCCUCUCUCUGACCCUCCCCCGUUCAUGUUCUGUCUCUCUCUGUCUCAAAAAUAAAUAAACAUUAAAAAAAAAAAGUUCCAAUCUCAAAAAAGUUUUGUAACUGUAUGGUGAUAGAGGUUAGCUAGACUUAUUGUGAUCAUUUUGCAAUGUGUACAAAUAUCAAGUCAUGGUUGUACACCAGAAACUAAUAUGAUGUUUUGUCAAUUAGAACUCAAAAAACUACAAUACAAUCUACUUCGUGGUGUCUCAACAUCAUUAACAAUACUAAUUGGGAUGGAUAACGCUUGCCACCCAGGUUGUGACGAUGUGAAAGAUGACUGGUAUUGCUUGACUAGCCACCAAAGGCAAACUUUGAUAAAGGUGACAACUAGGAAGAGUCCUAUUAGGCAUGUGAGGGGGGUGUGGGACCCAGUUCUCAACCAGGGAUCCCAUUUGGUGGGAGAAAGUCAAGAGAACAGGUUGGGCACUCUGGAUUUAAGGGAAUCUGUUGGAAAGUUUUGGUUAUGUUAUGAAAGACCUUUAUCUCUUAGCCUAAUUUUCAUAGCUUGACCUGAUCUACACAUCUGUCAGUAUCAUUAACCCAUAGUGGUAUUCUGAUGGAUUGGUAAUUCAUCCAGCUGGUCUGGGUGCAUGGGAUAUAUGAGUCAAUUCAAGAACCAAGUCUGGGAAAAGCCAGGUGUUCACAGCCCUAUGGUGUUCCUUAGGUGUUCCCUAAGGUGUUCCCAGGUGUUCCCUUUUCCUAAGGGAAAAGACUGAGCAAAGCAGCAGUAACCAUUGGGAAGUUGGUAUCCUAAAACCAACUCCAAAGAAAACAGUGUCCGUGGGGAGCCUGACAGUUCAAAAUCAAGUCUAACGGCAGCAGUGCCCAUAGGGAGAUUGGAAGUCCAAAAACAAGUUCAAGGAGAUACAGCAGAUGAACUUAUUCAGAUGGGUUUGACCAGAGGCAGUUCUGAGAUUGCAGGACUUCUAGAGAGUGGAAACCAAGUUCUUAUAUGGAUCAUCCUGUAGGCAUGGCUGGAUGAAAGGAAGACAGGAGUGGGAAUUCAGGUGUUGUAAGAAUUAAGCAAGAAGGUGGCAGUGGUCUGCCUCAUGGGUAUGUCUAGAGGGUCUUAGCAUUGUCAUCUCACAAACAUUCAGAAAGGAUAGUUUGCCUUUGGGGUACAGUGCAAGUGGAACCAAUUUCUAAACCUAGGAAGCUUUACAAGCAUCAAAAGAUCUGGUCUCUUAUUGUAACUGGUAGAGGUGAAUCGAAACGUGCUGUCUAUAAUUUGAGAACUACUGGAUGGACAAAGGACAAGUAUACGGGACAACCUUCUUCUAUGCUAUCUACUUUUCAAUCCCAUUUCCAUAUUUUGAGAUGAUUCAGUUCAUCUCCUUUAUUUUAUUUUUUUAAAGUUUAUUUUGAGAGAAAGAACACAAGUGGGUAGGAGCAGAGAGAGAGAGAGAGAGAGAGAGAGAGAGAGAGAGAGAGAGAGAAUCCCAAGCAGGCUCCACACAGCACAGAGCCUGAUGUGGGGCUCCAUCCCACAAACUCUGAGAUCAUGACAUGAGCUGAAGUCGGACGCUUAACUGAGCCACCCAGGUGCCCCUCAAUUAAUUUCCUCUAAAAAAACUUUUGGAGGCAGCCCCUGGAGUCUAGUUUUCUGAACAGUACCCAUCAGGUGGAGGUGUACUGAAUUGCUUUUUUGCAAAUGCUCUCCAGAACGAACGCUCAGUACUAACGCUAUUUUUGAGCUUUGCAUGGAUUUCGUUAUUUGAAUAUUGCUAUAACGCUGUGAGGUAGGUGCUAUUUCUUCCUUCUGUUUUACAGAUGAGGAAGCUGAAGUCCAAAGGGGUUAAGUAACCUGAUUAAGCAAAAAUGUGUAGGAAGGCAGAGAUUAGGAUUAGAAGUCAGGCAUCUGACUACAGAGCCCUACUGCAUUCUGUUUGCUUUUUAUGUAUGUCCCAUUGAAUUGUAACUGAUCUUUUCUGCCUCCUCACUGGUCUGUAUACUCCCUGAGGGGAGGGCUCUGGUAUUAUCCAUACCUAUACCCACAGAUGUGCCUCCUUCUCCCACACCCCAUCCUGUUAGUCUCCCCAUUGGCUGACUUGGUUCCGUGAAGGAAGGCUGUGUUGGCAACGUCAGCUGACCUCACACUGGUGGCUCCAAGUCAGAACCCAAACAUUCUGUGGAGAGCAGAGUUUCUUAGUUUCUCAGAGAAAUAUAGGGCAGAAACUGCACUAUAGCUAAAUAUUUCCUUUUCUCCAUGUGAUAAAAGACUAACAGUUUUGGAGUGAUGGACAAGGUUCAGAGUUCUUUCACCUUUCUAGUUUUGUUUUUAAUGGAAUGCCCACCUUUAUGUUUGCCUUAUGAAGGUGAGUUCAAACCAGUUGAACUAGCAACAGGCUUAAUGGGUAGCUUCAACCAUUGUUUUUACUUGUUUCAGGGAAGUAAAAAGGGUUAAUCAUAUUUCACUGCUACGAGUUUUCUUUUCAAGGUUACAAUCAGUCACAAACAUCCACAAAUAUCACUAAGCAGGAAAGUGUUUCCUCAAGACUCAGAGGUAAGUAAUUGUAUUACUCAUUUGGUGAAAUCAGAACCAUAGACUGGGGUCCUCUCAUCUGCUAUAUAAUGUGUCUUUUCUUGUGUAUUUGUUAGGAGCAUGGUCCAUACAAUAAUAUAAUUAGAUAAGCAUUGCUUGGAGAUUAAUCCAAUAUUAUUCUGUCUCUGGAAACUUGGAAAUUAAUCCGAUAUUAUUCUGUCUAUGGAAGCUGUGCUUUCUCUUUAGGGACUGGUUUGCUUCUCUUUUAUUUCACUUGGCACACACAGAAACCUUGACCAAAUCAGAGUGGUUUGAAUGUGUCUGUAUGACUUUAAUUGUAAUUGGGUAUACGUUUGUCGGUAGACCAUACGAGUCCAGAUACAGAUGUUUUGUGAGUGUAAAAUAUUCUUUAUAAUCAUCUGUCUUCUAUGCUUUGCAUUUUGAGUCCUCAAGGGAACUUUGUUUAUCUCAAAACAGAGAAACUGACCCUGCCAAUCUGUGAAAUCAGGCAGCAACUCUUUGUGAAGAUAUGUGGUACUUAUAAACAAUCUCUAUUCUGUACAAGGGAAAUGCCAUCUGCACAGUAUAAAAGCAUCUAAUUUCUGUAGGAGGAAAGGGUAUUGCCGUGGCUUUCUGGCACUGGCUCUCUGACUUUCUGAUGACCGCCCAGACCCCUUCAACUCUGUGCUAAAUCUAUCAGGUCCUCAACCAGCUCACGUGACUGCAAAAACAGACCAGAAGCCAAAUGCAUUAUGUUCUUAACACCCCAUAUUCGUGGAUGCAAACAGAACACCAUGCUUUUCCAAAUUAAGCCACAUAUUUCUAUAAGGCAUUGUAAUAAAUGUAUUAACGACAUUUACCAUCUUAGCUUUUAGGUCCCCUUGUCUAAUACAAGUUAUUUCUUUAUUUUCCUAAAUCUAUCUUGAACUUGUCUCUUCUCUCUGAUCCUUUGAACGACUUUGAGCUCUGAAACCUCCUAAGCCCACGCAAUUACCAGGCAAUAAUGGUAAGUCAAGGGGUCUUGGAGGGUGGCUGGGAUACAGGGACAUUCCCAAGGCUGUUGUGGUCUACGGCUCCAGAGGGCGCCCCACGGUGGUCAGCACUAAUCUGUACAGCUCUUUGUGCAAAUUAGAAAAAGAAGUGCCCUCUGGAUGGUUGGGUUAGUCAUGAUGCCACUAGGAGCAGAUUCUAAAAUAGCACAGAUGUUGAAGCAUCAGGAAAUACAGUUGAUCUUAAAAACGUGAUUAAUACAUCCAGCCAUCCCAAACACAUCAUUAAUUUUUCUAAAACUCAGCUAUGAAUAUCUCACUUGCCUGUUCACCCCACUACCCAGAGAUUGAAUUCUGGCCAAGGUAUCAGGAGGCCUGCAUCCUAAUCUUUACUUUGAAACUAACUUGUGUUGUGAGCUUGCACUAGAGGUUUGCACAGCUACGACCUCUGUUGUGCCUGAGCUUCGGGUCCCAGGUGCAGGUUCCGAUAUGGAGAUAGAGGACAGAAUUGUUUUAGAUCACUGGAAGACUCCAAUUUUCUCUGUAACCCUGAGCUCUUGGUUAUAUGGAAAGAAGCCUAACUCAUAAUAAGGAAAUACUCAUUCCAGUUUUCAGCUAUCAUGUUGAAGGUAUGAUAAGACAUACAGACAUGGAAAUGAUUGUCAUGGAGGAAGAACAUUAUACUCACACACUCCUAGAAACAAGAGGUGGGGGAGACAAGAGGGAAGAGCUUGGCCCAGAGUCUUUGUUGGUGUUUUCAUGGGAAGGAGUGGUGAGGUAACGGGAAGGGUAAUACACAUAACCCUAUAAACACUAACGGGAGUCUAACAACCUAUGCAGCACCCCUGAACGCUGAUACCUGGAAUGCAGGUUGUCGGUGUGGAGUGGAGGAUAAGGCCAUAUGUUUUGAGCAGUGCAUUUCUGCGAGAGUAUUGUCACAGGACGGACUUCCAAAGCAGGUAUGUCUCCCCAGAAGAUUUGUGGACCCAUCUUGAGAGACAUUUUGCAUUUGAUCGAGCACCAGGACACUCAUCGUAAGCAGAAAUUGUACAUAUGUGGGGCAUUUGGAAAAUAAUUUCAUGUCACUACAAACCUUCAUCAGCACCAUUAGCAGCACAUUGGAGAGAAGCACUUCAGAAGCAAUAUGGGCGGAGCCUUGCUUUUAGAGAACUGCAAAUUCGAUGUCAGGAAGCCCUUUACCUGCAAAAAAAUUAGGAAGGACUUCUUGGCCAGCUACUUUCUCUGGCAACAGGUCACUCACACUGGGGAGAAGUCAAACAGUGUAACUGAGUGUGUGGUGGCCUUCCACAAUGUAAACUGUCAUUGUAACCAGGGAGACUGCAUGAAAACUUUUAGCCCCAAACACACGUUUAUUCAGCACCAACAAGUCCUCACGAGGGAAAGAUGUUAUAGCUGCAGUGAAUGUGGGAAAUCCUUUAGCAAAAGCUGUAGCCUCCAUGACCGUUUGAAAGUUCACACUAGAGAAAAGCUUUAUAAGUGUGGGGAGUGUGGGAAAUCCUUUAGGCAAAGCUCUGGCCUCAUUCAACACCAGAGAGUUCACACUAGGCUAAGAACUCAUGAAUGUGAUGAAUGCAGAAAAUUAUUUAGCAAGAAGUACAAUUUCAUUAAUCAGAAAGUUCACACUGGUAAAAAGCCAUAUGAUUGUGGUGAAUGUGGGAAAUUCUUUAGCUACAAAUCUGACCUCAUUACUCACCAGAGAAUUCAUACUGGAACAAGGUCUUAUGAGAGCAGUGAAGGUGGGAAAGCCUUUAGCCACAGCUCCAGUCUCAUUAAAUACCAGAGAAUUCACACUGGAGAAAGGCCUUAUGAGGGUGGGGAAUGUGGGAAGUCCUUUAGCCAGAGUUCUCACCUUAUUAAACACCAGAGAGUUCAUGCUGGAGAAAGAUCUUAUGAGUGCAGUGAGUGUGGGAAAUUCUUCAUCUCUAGUUACCGAUUCUUUCAACAUCAGAGAAUUCACACUUGUUUAAGACCUCACAAAUGUGAUGAAUGUGGAAAAUUAUUUACCAACUUGUCCAACCUCAUUAAGCACCAGAGAGUUCACACUGGAGACAGGCCAUUUGAGUGUAGUGAAUGUGGGAAAUUCUUUAGCUGCAAAUCCUACCUCAUUACACACUGGAGAAUUCACACUGGAGUGAGGCCUUUUGAUUCUGGGGAAUGUGGGAAAUCACUUAGCCAUGGCUCUAUGCUCCUUCUACGCUGGAGAGUUCAUAUGAGGGAAAGGCCUAAUGAGUGCAGUGAAUGUGGGAAAUCCUUUAGCCACAGCUCUAGCCUCAUUAGACACCAGAGAAGUCACACUGGAGAAAGGUCUUGUGAAUGUAAUGAGUGUCAGAAAUCCUUUAGCAACAGCUCUAGCCUCAUUAAGCACCAAAGAGUUCAUACUGGGGAAAGGCCUUAUGAAUGCAGUACAUGUGGGAAAUCCUUUAGCCAGAGUUCUAACCUCAUUAAUCGUCAGAGAGUUCACACUAGAGAAAGACCCUAUGGAUGUAGUGAACAUGGAAAAUCAUUUACCUUCAACUGUCAUCUCCUAAAACACCAGAAUAUCCACAAGGAAUAAAGCCCUUUACAUAACACAGGUAAGUCUGUUAUAGACUGCAUUGUGUCCCCUCAAAAUUCAUAUGUUCAAGUCCUAAUCCCUAAUGUAAGUAUUUCAGAUGUGACUUUUUUACUAAGAUAAUUAAGGAUAAAUGAGGUCAUAAAGAUGGGGUCCUAAUCCAAUGUGACUGGCGUCCUUUUAAGAAGAGGAGAUACCAGAAGGUGUGGCCCUUGUGUACUUUUGUGUACUCUGUCUUUCUCUCUCUCCAUUAACAAAAGACAGACCAUCUAAUAAAGACAGUUGUAAGUCAGGAAGAGUGGCCUCAUCACAAAUCAAUCCUGAUGGCACCUUGGUCUUGGAGUUCUAACCUCUAAAGCGUGAGAAAAUAAAUUUCUGCUGUUUAA
Felis catus (domestic cat) is the source of this 7883-nucleotide messenger RNA. Its product is annotated as zinc finger protein 256. NCBI's taxonomy places the organism in Eukaryota, Metazoa, Chordata, Mammalia, Carnivora, Felidae. Gene Ontology annotation, biological process: negative regulation of transcription by RNA polymerase II; regulation of immune system process; regulation of cytokine production. The record is from RefSeq and is a predicted model, not a curated record.